Messenger RNA from Neltuma alba, 762 nucleotides. RefSeq lists its product as uncharacterized. The transcript has 3 exons. The record is from RefSeq and is a predicted model, not a curated record. The coding region runs from base 123 to 359 and encodes 78 amino acids. Lineage: Eukaryota; Viridiplantae; Streptophyta; Magnoliopsida; Fabales; Fabaceae. Gene Ontology annotation, cellular component: mitochondrion.
UUCGCCUUUUCAGUCGGUGCUCGCCUGUAUUGGACCUCCUCUUUGCCUGUUUUCCUUUCUCAGCACAGUGGCAGCGACGGUGCCCCUGACCCUUCAGGAGUAGACAUUGGAUAGCUCUCUCCAUGGAUCUGCAGGACUUUAUUCUUCGGGCUCGAGUCUUGAAACUUUACAGGCAAGCUUUGAGAAGUGCUCGGCGAGCCCCCUCUUCUGCUAGAACUGAAUUGAGACAGACAAUUAGACAAGAGGUGGAAAAUAAUAGAAACUGCACGGACAAGCAAAGGAUCCGUUAUUUGGUUAGUGAUGGAUUGGAAAGAUUGAAACGACUGGAUGAAAUGCUUGACAUGCAAGGUCACAGCUGAUGGAUUGGUACGUAAGAGCAAAUCUCCCCAACAGAGCUAUCUUACUCUCAUGUCCGUUGACAUGCAUAGCAUUUCCAGGUAGCAAGGGAACAGAAAUAGAAGAAAAGAAAAGGGAGACAAGCAGAUUGAUUUCUUGUAUCCAUGACAGUUACUAUUUCUGUUUAGCUUGUGUGCCGCUCACAGUUUAUUGCUUGUUAUUUUAAUGCUUAUUGCCCCAUUAUUUCAGUACUUUGAGUUCAGUUGCCCUGAAGAAUUUAAUCAACAAGGAUACGGAAACCUGAAAGAGGAGGUAGAUGGACUACUCGGGCUAGAAUCAGGUUACUUUGGAUAUGUUUUGAAUAUAAAAUUGUGACUUGGUAUAUUCCAUGUUUCCCACCAUUUUUUGUAUGUCCGGACCAAAUUG